CUUUCACAAAGUUUAGGGAGACAAUAACCCAACAAUGGCCAAAGAGCCACUCCAUUAUCUUUUUUUAACAGGUACCAUCCUCCUGGUAGAAAGAGGCUUCGCUUUUCCAAGAAGGGUCUCCUUCAUCCAACUGUCCGAAAGCUGGAAACUUUGGCUAAACAAAAAGAGGCUCGCUCGCCUGUCGGUCAAAACCUACCAUUCUUGCUUAGACUCCCAUACCUUGCUUUCUAUUUAGUAGUAAGAGUGACACUCGAGUUGCACAGACAGCAAAAGCCUUCCUUUUCUUACAAUUCAGUUUUCACAAUCCUUCCUGCUCACGGAUUGUUUCCAUAUGGCCGACUCCAAGCAUUCUACCUCGCCUUGUCGUGAUGCUUUAGACAAUCCUCAAGUGCUUGAUACAGAGAUGGAACAGAAACUAGAGAAAAAGAUCGAGUUCUCGGACGAUGAGGAGUCUCUCAUAAUCAGGAUGUACAAUCUUGUUGGAGAGAGGUGGCACCUGAUCGCAGGAAGAAUCCCUGGAAGAACAGCUCAGGAAAUUCAAAAGUACUGGAACUCCAGAUACUCCACAAGCGAAUGAAGCCCAAAUGCAUGUGCCUUCUGUGUAAGAGACCUUGUUGGACUAGCAUUUUCGCCGAUAGUUUAUUGAAUUGUCAAUUACGGCUAAGGAACAGAACAUGAGUUCCAUUGAAAAUGAAUUAAGAUCAUCAUCUUUACAGCUACAGUUUGAUAUCAUGUCAAGUACACUAGUUACAAGGUGGUUUCAAUGCAUCAAUCGAACUCGCAAAUUAUCCGACACGCAAGCACGAAAAACAACCAAGUUGUAUGAUUUGUCUCCGUUGCAUCGCUUGAGCUUGUAGCACAUGUUAUUCCCCAGGUUCGGAUCAUACAUUGCUCUGUUUGUAAACCUUCGUGUCCAAGACUUGCUUACCGCACAUUGCACAGACUCCUGAGAAACAACAUCCAUAUACCAUCAGUUGCUCAGCAGUGCACAGAGCAGAAAAUAUGAACCACGAA
Molecule: messenger RNA, 1014 nt
Organism: Linum tenue
Lineage: Eukaryota; Viridiplantae; Streptophyta; Magnoliopsida; Malpighiales; Linaceae
Source: the annotation of a GenBank genome assembly